Molecule: messenger RNA, 1021 nt
Organism: Gigantopelta aegis
Lineage: Eukaryota; Metazoa; Mollusca; Gastropoda; Neomphalida; Peltospiridae
Product: serine protease hepsin-like
Exons: 6
Coding region: 201-881 (226 amino acids)
Biological process (GO): proteolysis
Molecular function (GO): serine-type endopeptidase activity
Source: RefSeq, a predicted model, not a curated record
CAACAACGACGACGACGACACCAUCAACAACAACAACGGCGACAACAACAACAUCAACACCACCAACAACAGCACCAACGGCUGCGGCGACCACCACCCAGCCAUCUACAACUACCCCGGCACCACGAAGUUGCAGCCUUCCAGGGCUCUCUCCGCGCAUUCUGGGCGGGAGCACGGUGAGUGUCUGCGACAGGCCGUGGAUGGUGCACUUCGUGGCGGACACCACUGACGGAUUUCUCCCGACGUGUUCCGGAGUUCUCAUCAGUAAUACGAAGAUCUUGACGUCAAAACCAUGCGUGGACGAAUUUUUACUACACGAAUUUUGGAGCUCCAAAAUGGUUGCCCAAUUCGCCGACUCUGAGAAAUAUCUACAAACACAGCGGAAGGUCACUCCAGAAAACGUUAACGUAAAUGGAAACCUCGCCAUAGUGACAGUGAGGAAGGUUCCACUGGAUGUAGACUUUUGUAUAGACAAGGUCUGUCUCCCCGAUGAGAACACCGUCUUCUCGGAAGAUGCCAACCAAAAAUGCAAGACCGCGUCAUGGGGACUGCCAAAUCCGUUUGAUCAGCUCCAGGAGACAGACGUCAACUUGUGGUCUGUGGACAUCUGUAACGGAGUUCUUGACACUCUGACCCGGUACAACGUAGUUAACAUGACCGUGCCAAGCGACGGAGUUUGUUCCAGUCCAAUAGGGUCCAAGAGCUCCGCAUGUGACAUUGACGGGGGAGGCAUGUUGUUGUGCCAGGACCAGGCAGACACAACCGGUCAGAACUGGAUGUUAGCUGGUGUGACGUACGGGACCCCGUGUGACGAGCGUGCCCCCAACACAUUUGUCAACGUCACCAAGAAUCUGGAGUUUAUCUUGGCAAACAUGGCUUAAUGGGACAAACAAAAAGUGACGUGGGACCCUGUGGAUUAUCAACGUGGAGUCAGACACAGCAGAGAACAGCUAUGCGCCAAAGUUAGACACCCAUGUUGUAAUUCCUACAGGCUAAUAAUUGAAAUAAAAUGCAGACAAAA